AUGUCUCUUACUAGACCUAGCCACCUAACCCACGAACAACAUUUCGAGCGUGAAUGCGAGUUCUUCCAGGAAGCUCUAGGAAGGGAGGCUACCUCGCUUCAUCUUUUGGAAGACCGCCGUGCAGAAACCAUUCAGGUUAUUUAUGAUCUGAUCGUUCAGCUGGAGAUUAUUUGCCAGCUCGGUGAGACUAUGGCCAGGAAGUCCCCCAUGUGUCCGACUGUCCUGAUUAGCCCGCCGGGCUAUUUCCUUGGUGAAUUCCAAGAGUUUUGCCGCACGAGGAUUCUGCCUGGGUUGGCUAGGUCGUUGAAAUGUCUUAGAGAGUCAAACAUUAUCUAUCGCGAUAUCAACUAUACAGUGGCUGGUCAGUUGGAAGCGGCUCAUGAGGAUCUGGCUUUUGUUCUGGAUUGUCGUGAGUAG
This is a messenger RNA of Penicillium mononematosum, 417 nucleotides long. RefSeq lists its product as uncharacterized. The record is from RefSeq and is a predicted model, not a curated record. Lineage: Eukaryota; Fungi; Ascomycota; Eurotiomycetes; Eurotiales; Aspergillaceae. Bases 1 to 417 code for a protein of 138 amino acids. The transcript has a single exon.